This is a messenger RNA of Wasmannia auropunctata (little fire ant), 512 nucleotides long. RefSeq lists its product as uncharacterized. The transcript has a single exon. Lineage: Eukaryota; Metazoa; Arthropoda; Insecta; Hymenoptera; Formicidae. The coding region runs from base 18 to 197 and encodes 59 amino acids. The record is from RefSeq and is a predicted model, not a curated record.
AUAAUAAAUUCCUCAUUAUGGGCUUGCACGUUUUCUGGCCUGCCACGGCCUGCCUGACGCUCUUCGUAGUUUGCAUUAUAAUCGUGAUGCUCAAGUACGGCGCACGUCUCUGCAAAUUACGGCACGAGCCGUUGCCCUCCGACCAGGACUGGGAGGGCAAAGUGUAUUCCAGAAAACUAUCUGUCUCCGUGGCGUGAGAACAGAUAGCACUGUACCCGAAAAUGUACUCAGAUUGUGCAUUUCUUUUUUCAUUUAAAUAUUUAAAAUAUGUGUAAAUGAAACUGCCAAUUUGUACUUUUGCUGACGUAAAUCGAACGUAAAAUAACUUCCAAAAGUAUUUAUAACUGCUUUUUCUACGAUACACAUCUCGUAUAUAGAUAUGAUAUUGCAAAGACACAGUAUUGAUCAUAUAAUGAUCUGACAUUCCGUCCAUUUACUACGUAAUACGUACUAAUAUAUAUCUUUUAUGAAUGUAGAAAACACGUGCACGUGUUUUUUUUUUUUUUUUUUUU